Oncorhynchus gorbuscha (pink salmon) is the source of this 1709-nucleotide messenger RNA. Its product is annotated as ceramide glucosyltransferase. Lineage: Eukaryota; Metazoa; Chordata; Actinopteri; Salmoniformes; Salmonidae. The transcript has 9 exons. Gene Ontology annotation, biological process: glucosylceramide biosynthetic process. The record is from RefSeq and is a predicted model, not a curated record. Gene Ontology annotation, molecular function: ceramide glucosyltransferase activity. Bases 71 to 1255 code for a protein of 394 amino acids. Gene Ontology annotation, cellular component: membrane.
CCGCCCGGACUCGCCAGUCCGCCUGGAUAUUUACACCGCCGGUGUUGUUAAACGUAGUAGCUUAGCCACAAUGAUGGCUCUUCUGGAUCUUGCCAUGCAAGGUUUCUCUAUAUUUGGAUUCAUUCUAUUUCUGGUACUCUGGUUUAUGCAUUUCAUGUCCAUCGUCUAUGUCCGACUCUAUCUCAAUAAGAAGAGCAUUGACAAGCAGCCCUACAGUAAGCUGUCGGGGGUCUCUCUACUGAAGCCUCUGAAAGGAGUAGACCCCAACCUCAUCAAUAACCUGGAGACCUUCUUUGAACUCGACUACCCCAAGUUUGAGAUCCUACUCUGUGUACAGGACCAUGACGACCCAGCCAUUGACGUUUGUAAAAAGCUUCUAGGAAAAUAUCCCAACGUUGAUGCUCGGUUAUUUAUAGGAGGAAAGAAGGUCGGCAUCAACCCCAAGAUAAAUAACCUGAUGCCGGGUUAUGAAGGGGCCAAGUAUGACCUCGUGUGGAUCUGCGACAGCGGAAUACGAGUGAAACCGGACACUCUGACCGAUAUGGCCAAUCAGAUGACUGAGAAGGUGGGGUUGGUUCAUGGCCUUCCCUACGUGGCCGACAGACAGGGCUUCGCUGCAACACUGGAGCAGGUGUACUUUGGCACGUCCCACCCACGCUCCUACAUCUCAGCCAACGUGAUGGGUAUUAAGUGUGUGACAGGGAUGUCAUGUUUGAUGAGGAAAGAUAUCUUGGACCAGGCUGGAGGGCUCAUAACCUUCGCUCAGUACAUCGCUGAGGACUACUUUAUGGCGAAGGCCAUCGCUGACAGGGGAUGGAAAUUCUCCAUGGCAACGCAGGUAGCCAUGCAGAACUCCGGGUCCUAUUCAGUUGCUCAGUUCCAGUCCCGUAUGAUCAGGUGGGCCAAGCUUCGUAUCAACAUGCUCCCCGCCACCAUCUGUGAGCCCAUCUCAGAGUGUUUCGUAGCCAGCCUGAUCAUUGGCUGGGCUGCGCAUCACGUCUUCCACUGGGAUAUUAUGGUCUUCUUCAUGUGCCACUGUCUGGCGUGGUUCAUCUCUGAUUACAUCCAGCUCCGAGGAGUUCAGGGCGGUGCGCCAGCCUUCUCCAAACUGGACUACGCUGUAGCCUGGUUCAUCAGAGAGUCCAUGACCAUCCAGAUCUUCCUGUCGGCCCUGUGGGACCCCACCAUCAGCUGGCGAACGGGGCGCUACAGGUUACGAUGUGGGGGUACGGCCGAGGAGAUCCUGGAUGUAUAGCUACCGGCUUAAGUCCACCUACAGGGACACAACCCGAGUCCUAUCACCCCCAGGGGCCAGAGACAAUAACAGACACAGACUGAUCAGCAUCCCUAUAUAGUCAACUACUUUUGACCAGGGCCCACACUUGCCCAUAUUUUUCUGCUCUGGUUUAAGGUAGUGCACUAUAUAGGGAAUAGGGUUCCAUAGGGCUCUGGUUUAAUGUAGUGCACUAUAUAGGGAAUAGGGUGUCGUUUGGUAUACGGCCAGAGAGAGAUGGCAACAUUGAGUGGAAGAAAAUAAACUACCCGCUGUGGGUGUGACUGCUAGAGGAAACUACCCGCUGUGGGUGUGACUGCUAGAAGGAAACUACCCGCCGUGGGCGUGACGGCUAGAAGGAAACUACCCGCUGUGGGUGUGACUGCUAGAAGGAAACUACCCGCUGUGGGUGUGACUGCUAGAAGGAAACUACCCG